ACGUGAUUUGAGAUGUUUUUUGCGAUAAGAUAGGGAAAGAUUACCUGAAAUUUUCCGCUGAUAACACUCUAAAGUGGUGAUAAGAGUGUUUAACAGCGGUAUUUAGAGAAAGGUUUGCUUGAGUAGCUUGAAAUUUAUCGGCGCAGUUCUACGAAGUGGGUUUGUUAUUGUUUGCAAAAAGCAAGGCAAAAACUCUCUCGUGAUUUUGCCUGUUUUUAUGGAUUUUCGCUGAUUUCUCGCUACAAAAUCAGGGUCAGUGAGUUUCGGGGCGACAGAGAACUUGACCACAGCCAAAGAGCGAGCGUCACAACAGCCAGUGUCAUGACCUUUUGGGCGAGCCUUCCGGGAGGCCCAGGAGUGCGAGGGCGGUUCGUGGGAGUGUCUGGAGAGUGAAUUUCGCGCGGAAGACGCAGUGAAAGUGCCGCGAGAGCCGAAGCCAGUGCUCGGGAAGUGGCCCGAGUGGCGCGGUUUCUCGUCACAUUCCUCCAGUCACUUGGAUCUCGCCUCAGCGGUCGAACGUGCGCUCGCGGUGCGGCAAAUACAGCGCAAUUGGAGAGGAACACCUGUGAUCUUGAGGACGAGGAGUCGCCAGUGGAAUUCUGGGAGUGCCAACGUGUCUCGCGAGGGUGAUUCGUGGUGCACAUCUGUGAGCAGAGAGAGUGAAAAGUGGUCUGACGUGUGAGGAGAAAGCCAGCAAGAGGAACUGUCCAGGGAAGACUUUCACACCAUGACGUCGACGUACAUUGGCGGAGUCGAGGGGGGAGCGACACACUCCAAGCUGGUGAUCUGCGAUGAGCAGGGCGACGUCGUCACCACGAUCGCGGGCCUGGGCACCAAUCACUGGCAAGUGGGCAUUCCGGAAGUGGUGCGGCGCAUCAUCGACAUGGCGACGCGCGCCAAGGCGGCCGCCGGCCUGCCGCAGACGCUGCGGCUCAAGUGUCUGGGCCUGAGUCUGAGCGGCGGUGGCGAGGACUCCAAGGAGGCGCUGGAGAGCGAGCUGCGCAGCGCAGAUCCCAAUUUGGCUGAGAGCUUCGUUAUCACCAAUGACACGGUGGGCAGCAUCGCCACGGUUUCUCCGCUGGGCGGCGUGGUUCUCAUCUCCGGCACCGGCUCGAACGCCCUGCUGAAGAACCCCGACGGCUCUGAGUUCAACUGCGGCGGCUGGGGACACAUGAUGGGCGACGAGGGCAGCGCCUGGGGAAUCUCCUACAGAGCCAUGAAGACUGUCUUCGACGAUGAGGAUAACUUCGUCAGAUCGCCACAUCCCACGAAUGUCGUGUGGCGGCUGAUAAAGGAGCACUUCAGCGUCGAGACGCGGCAUGAUCUGCUGAACUUCUUCUACGCGAAACACUAUGACAAGCCUCUGAUCGCCGGCCUGUGCUCGAAACUGGCCAAGGCGGCCAACGAGGGUGAUCGUCUGAGCCAGCAGCUCUUCACGGAGGCCGGACGCCUGCUGGCCAAGCACAUCAUCGCCCUGCUGCCGCGCGUGAGCGAGGAUCUCGUGCGCAGCGGCGAGCUGAGCAUUGUGUGCGUGGGAUCCGUGUGGCAGAGCUGGGAUCUGCUGAAGAUGGGCUUCGUCAAGGAGAUGAACACCACAUCGGUGAACUACGGACUCGCGCUCAAGCGCUUAACGCGGACCAUGGCUUUGGGAGCCUCUUACAUGGCGGCGGACGCCAUUCAGUUCAGUCUGCCGCGAGACUACGCGAAGAACUAUGAGCUCUUUCACACGCACCACAACUCAGCGGCGGUGAAUGGGCGGAAGAUCGAGUGACUGACGGGGAAAUUGUAGUGAGAGUGCGUGCAGAGUGUCUUGAGUGGUCACACGGAAGAAUUCUCAUCAAAGUGACUCCCAAAGUCUGCAAUAUGUUCAAUGAUAUUACUUAACAAGAGAGCCAUAAAGUGAUGCUAAAUUGUAAGGUGGAAAUUUAGUGAGAUCUGAAUGCUACAGGGAAUUGUUUAGGACAUCUACUUAAAGCUGUUUGAUCUUCUCCUCUUCGGAAUUGUCGCAUUUUGAUGAAAAUUCUGUGCGUGUGACGAAUGCUUAAUGUUGAUUGAUGAAUUCAUAAUAAAAUCGGACUUUAUUGUAUUGAUAAAA
Molecule: messenger RNA, 2095 nt
Organism: Phlebotomus argentipes
Lineage: Eukaryota; Metazoa; Arthropoda; Insecta; Diptera; Psychodidae
Product: N-acetyl-D-glucosamine kinase
Exons: 3
Coding region: 728-1771 (347 amino acids)
Molecular function (GO): N-acetylglucosamine kinase activity
Source: RefSeq, a predicted model, not a curated record